AGGGAGGAGUAUCGAGAUAUAUUGAGCUUGAGGUUAAUUGAAAAUUGGAGAUUCCCAACUCAUUUUGUACUGAAUAGCCUGUGCCAAAACAAAACCUCUCGCCCGCAUGAGUCAAUCGACCGCGAGCCUCCACUGGCUACUGCGCGCUGCCCUGCCGUCUGCCGCACCUGCACACUGGAAAAUUUUGUAUUGAAUAGCCUGAUUUCUUUCUUUGCGGCUUACUACUCAGGUCCGCCUCUAAUUGCAAUAGUCUCUGCUGAAAGUCAACGAUAAUGGAGGAAGUAGAGGAUGAGCAUCAGCUGCAGCAGAUCUCGUCAAAUGAUGAAAAUGGUGUGAAUGAGAUUAUCACCAAAGGAACUUCAGCUGUUCAUGGAGAGCCUCCUCAAGAUGAUGGUCCUCCAAAAGUUGAUUCAGAAUUGGAAGUCCUUCAUGAGAAAGUAACAAAGCAAAUCAUCAAGGAAGGCCAUGGCCAAAAGCCAUCAAAAUAUGCAACUUGCUUUUUGCAUUAUAGGGCAUGGACAAAAAGCACCCUGCACAAGUUUGAAGAUACAUGGCAUGAACAACAGCCCCUUGAGUUGGUAAUAGGAAAAGAGAAAAAGGAACUGACUGGGCUGGCUAUUGGCAUUUCGGGCAUGCGAUCUGGUGAACGUGCAUUGCUAAAUGUUGGAUGGGAACUAGCAUAUGGAAAAGAGGGAAGCUUCUCUUUUCCAAAUGUUCCACCUGAGGCCAACGUUAUGUAUGAAGUUGAAUUAAUUGGUUUUGAUGAAACCAAAGAAGGAAAAUCACGGGGUGACAUGACAGUAGAAGAGCGAAUAGGUGCUGCUGAUAGGAGAAAGAUGGAUGGAAAUGCUUUAUUCAAGGAAGAAAAACUUGAGGAGGCAAUGCAGCAGUAUGAAAUGGCCAUAGCAUACAUGGGAGAUGACUUCAUGUUUCAAUUGUUUGGUAAAUAUCGGGACAUGGCUUUAGCGGUAAAGAAUCCUUGCCACCUUAACAUUGCACAGUGCUUGUUAAAGCUCAACCGGUAUGAUGAAGCGAUAGGGCAAUGUACCAUUGUGUUGACUGAAGAUGAAAAUAAUGUAAAAGCAUUGUUCAGGAGAGGAAAGGCUAGAGCAGCACUUGGACAGACAGAUGCAGCACGAGAAGACUUCCUUAAGGCACGUAAGUUCGCCCCUGAAGACACAGCUAUUGUACGGCAAUUGGACCAGCUUGCUAAACAUGACAGGGAAGUCUACCAAAAACAGAAGGAACUUUACAAAGGAUUAUUUGGGAAAACCCCUCAGCCCAAGCCCGAGAAGAAGAUGAAGACUAUACUAUUUGUGGUUUGGCAUUGGCUGCUUUCUCUGUUUUAUCGAGUAUUCAGGCGCAAAGGUGAUAAAACCAACUAAAAUUUCAAGAUUUCUCACCAAAAGAAUUUAGUGCAUGUGUGCAUUUAUUUUGUAAAACCUGAAUCUCCGUCCUGUACUUUCUCCGAGAUUCAUCUUGUAUCUGCCCAUGACAUUGAAGAACAAUACAUUUUAGACGCCUGCCUCCAAAUAUUCCCUGUUGAACUUCAUAUAAUUUUCUUUCUUAUAGUAACUUUUCUCAUGUGCCUGUAUUAACUAAUUUUGAGAGCUGUAGUUUUUCUGUCUUUGUGUUUGGAUGAGUGCUUGUGUUUGCUUC
Molecule: messenger RNA, 1659 nt
Organism: Cuscuta epithymum
Lineage: Eukaryota; Viridiplantae; Streptophyta; Magnoliopsida; Solanales; Convolvulaceae
Source: the annotation of a GenBank genome assembly